AUGUCCGCAGCUACCUGGAGAGAAUUCAUGACCUGGAACAAGUACACCCAGAUCGCGUCCAGGGCGGUCCGCCAGGCGCUCACCGAGACGGAGCGGGUUGGGGCUGAGCGUCGGGCUCAGAUUGGUGUCAGAUACCAGCUGUGGGAGAAUGGACAGGGUGGAGAGUCGAAAUUCGUCAUUCCCCAGGUGGAGAAGAGCGGCAAGCCAAAGGACACGUAA
Messenger RNA from Dioszegia hungarica, 219 nucleotides. Its product is annotated as mitochondrial ATP synthase epsilon chain-domain-containing protein. The record is from RefSeq and is a predicted model, not a curated record. Gene Ontology annotation, biological process: proton motive force-driven ATP synthesis. The transcript is spliced from 3 exons. Bases 1 to 219 code for a protein of 72 amino acids. Gene Ontology annotation, molecular function: proton-transporting ATP synthase activity, rotational mechanism. NCBI's taxonomy places the organism in Eukaryota, Fungi, Basidiomycota, Tremellomycetes, Tremellales, Bulleribasidiaceae.